This is a messenger RNA of Helobdella robusta, 1092 nucleotides long. RefSeq lists its product as hypothetical. Gene Ontology annotation, cellular component: cytosol. Lineage: Eukaryota; Metazoa; Annelida; Clitellata; Rhynchobdellida; Glossiphoniidae. The transcript has 2 exons. Gene Ontology annotation, biological process: glycolytic process; fructose 1,6-bisphosphate metabolic process. The coding region runs from base 1 to 1092 and encodes 363 amino acids. The record is from RefSeq and is a predicted model, not a curated record. Gene Ontology annotation, molecular function: fructose-bisphosphate aldolase activity.
AUGACUGCUCGCUUUGUUCCGUAUCUACCGAAAGAUAGGGAGGACGAGUUGCGACGAAUAGCGAGGGCCCUGAUAGCUCCUGGCAAAGGAAUAUUAGCUGCUGAUGAAAGCAAUGCAUCCAUGCACAAGAGGCUGGACAUGAUAAAAAUGGAAAACAACGAAGAAAAUAGGAGAAAGUUCAGAGAGAUGUUGCUCUGUUGUGGAAAGGAGAUGUCUGAACAUAUUGGCGGUUGUAUUCUUUUCCACGAAACUCUCUACCAGAAAGCGAAUGAUGGCGUGCCGUUCGUCAAGCAUCUUCAGCAAAAUGGCGUUGUUCCUGGAAUCAAGGUAGACAUGGGCGUUGUUCCGUUAGCUGGGUCAGAUGCAGAAACGACCACGCAGGGUCUGGACAAUUUAGCAGAACGAUGCGCUCAAUACAAAAAAGAUGGCGCUCAUUUUACGAAAUGGCGGUGUACUUUGAAGAUUCAGCAAUUUACUCCAACCUACCAAGCCAUGAUUGAGAAUGCCAACGUUCUGGCGAGGUAUGCUUCAAUUAGUCAACAGAACAGACUGGUCCCUAUCAUUGAGCCAGAAAUUCUACCCGACGGCAAUCAUGACAUCGAAACAACAAAAGAAAUUGCGGAAAAGGUUUUACAAUUUGUUAUGCACUCCCUAGCUAUCCACAACGUUUUUUUAGAGGGCCUUUUACUAAAAGUAGCAAUGGUAACUCCAGGUUUCAAGUGUCCUAAACGGAAUACAGCAGAUGAGAUAGCUAGUUUUACGCUUAGUGCUUUGCAACGGAGGAUACCCCCGGCAAUACCGGGCAUCGUAUUUUUAUCCGGUGGAAUGGCCGAAGAUGAAGCAACCGCAAAUUUGAACGCGAUGAAUAAACUGCCGAAUAGACCAUGGGCACUAUCUUUUAGUUUUGCCAGGGCCUUGCAGACAUCGGCUACCUUGAUAUGGCACGGAAAAGAAGAAAAUCAAAAAGCCGCUAGAGAAGAAAUGUUGAAAAUUGCAAAAGCCAACGGACUCGCCACGCUCGGAAAGUUCCAAGGCAAUUUGAAAACAUUCGCUUCCGGAAAAAACACAUUCGUUGCUGACAACGCGUACUAA